Molecule: messenger RNA, 3550 nt
Organism: Sphaeramia orbicularis (orbiculate cardinalfish)
Lineage: Eukaryota; Metazoa; Chordata; Actinopteri; Kurtiformes; Apogonidae
Product: zinc finger protein 16-like
Exons: 4
Coding region: 144-1535 (463 amino acids)
Biological process (GO): regulation of transcription by RNA polymerase II
Molecular function (GO): RNA polymerase II cis-regulatory region sequence-specific DNA binding; DNA-binding transcription factor activity, RNA polymerase II-specific
Source: RefSeq, a predicted model, not a curated record
GCUCGCGACACAACACAGGGAUGUAAAUUUUCCUAGUGCGUCGCCCCUUUUCGCAUUUGUUUUUUUGUAAUGAAAUAAUUAUCUGAGAGGAUAUAUAUUUUUUAGUAUAUUCCUCCCCCACACAUUUUUCUUUAUGAACAAACAUGGCGACCUGCAUCCCCUUUCAAAGCCAGUUAUCCUCAAUAAUGGAGGUUUUGGUCAAAGCAGCAGUAGCAGAGAUCUCCAAACUAGUCGAUGACAAAUGUGCGUUUCUGCAUCUGGAAAUAUCAAGAAAACAAAGCGAGAAUGAGAUGCUCAAAAGGAAAUUACUGAUGAUGGAGAAUAAAAACGCACAGCUCCAGCAUGGCUUUGAAAACUACAUGGACAGACGGAUUGAUUUGGAAGGAAACUGUCAACACACUCCAGGGGAUAUGAAGUUUCCUGAUAUUGAAGAUGCCGCAGUUUCAUUUCCGAUAAAAGAAGAAAGUCCAGAUGAGCCUCUAUGGAUCAGUGAUUCAGCUGAACCAGUUGGUCCUGCUGCACAGUUCGUGAAUGCUGAGAACCAGCAGUUUGAAAAGACCUGCCAUCUGGACCCACCGGCCGGUACCAGGACCAAACCCUUGGACUUCAGCGACUCAUACAACCACUCUGGAGACAUCAGCAGCCUUCAGUUCACUGUUAAGACAGAAAAAGAGGAGGGCCAGUCGGGAUUCAGCCAGGGCCGAUGCCAACACGGUGUCGGGAAGCAGACGCAACACGCUGCAGACUUUUCCAUGGAUGAAAGGGAGAACCAGCUGUGGUCGUCCAUAAUCGAGGGGAAUGAUAUUGACUCUGGGUUUCCAGACUUUUCAAGUGUAGUAGAGGAGUAUUCGAACACGUUUCCAGACCAUUCCGAUGUGGUUUCUAAUACUGGCAAGUCAAGUGGCGUACCGCAGUCAAGCUCUCAGAGGCCUUGUAAUGGGGUGUACAGCAGUGAAUAUCCAAAGGAUGCUCCACAGUCGUCUCAUUUCCAGAGCAGACCUCAGGUUGGUGUUUCACAGCCGGACAGACAGAAGGAACAGAUGUACCCGCAGAGAAACGGCUCACAGUUAAGGCAGCCGGAGGAACUCAGCCAAAGUGAGACUGCAGCCGCUGAAGGGCCGCUUGGAACUCAGUCGCACAACUCUUUGACAUCCAGCAGUUUCCACGGCCACCACAGGCCUCUGUCUGCAUCGGUGCGUGGAUACGUCUGCAUGAUGUGUGGGAAGACCUUCAGCCGCCUGCACCAGUUCAAGCUGCACCAGCAGAGUCACAAGAGGAAGCGCGCCUUCUGGUGCACCGUGUGCGGGAAGAGCUUCCAAUGCUCAUCCCACCUCAGCAUCCAUCACAGGACGCACACGGGCGAGAAGCCGUACGGCUGUGGACAGUGUGGGAAGAGGUUCACGCAGCAGAGCAGCCUCAGGGUUCACCAGCGCACACACAGCGGCGAGAGGCCGUACAGCUGCUCGCAGUGCGGGAAAACCUUCAUCCUGAUGCACCAUCUGAAACGGCACAGAAUCAUCCACACAUACAGCUGAGGUGGAAAAGUGUGGCUGAGAUGAUGCGAAUAGACCAGACCAGAACAGACCAGAACAGACCAGACCAGACCAGAUCAGACUAGACCAGACCAGAUCAGACCAGACCAGACCAGACCAGAGACUCCUAGAACCAAAUCACAAAUGGUCGGUGUUUAUAGCAUUGUGACGCUGGUCACAGACUUUGUAUAAUAAUGCAUAUUUUACUAUGCAAAAUCCAUGUGGAUCUGAAGAUGUUUGCUUUUUUUCUACUUGUUUCAUGAUUAUUUAAAUGUAUGACUGAAUUUCACCCUCCAACAGAAUUCACACAAGUUAGAAUUUAUGAGAUGAAAUUCCUCCUUAGUAGGGUUGUAUACAGAAGUGCAUUGUGUUCAUUAAAGGAACUACAAGGUUACUUAAUUAUUAAAUAAGAAACUUGUGAUUUCCAAAACUAUCUUACAAUUAUGAGAUGAGGAUCGUGUAAUUAUGAGAAAGGUUAAGCCUAAUUAUCAGUCAUUGUCACAUCUGUAGAAGAAAUAUCUGUGGAUGUGGAGUCUGCGGGCCACCAAACAAGAAACUGCAAUUUUAAAUUGAGACUCAUGUAGCAUAAAAUAAAUGGAGUCAAUCCAUUUAUUAAUGUUAAUGUGUUACUGAUGUCUUAGAUGAUAUUCCAAGGUGACACACAUGCAGCUGCAUGAUGUAAACACAUGCUCCUUUGAGCACUUUAAAAACAAAGUUUGUUGCACUGUAAAGUGGUGUUUUGCAAUGACAAUAAAGCCUAUUCUAUUCUAUUCUAUUCUAUUCUAUUCUAUUCUAUUCUAUUCUAUUCUAUUCUAUUCUAUUCUACUGUUAGCCAGAAUAACUGUAUUGGAUGUAUUUGGAAAUUUUUUUUUAUCAACAUCUGUUUUUCCAAAACAUUCCAUUUGAUAAUUGAUAAAUGGGCUUAAUUUUUUGUCAUGAUUACACGUUAUUUCUCUCAGUUCCAUAUUUUACUGGAACGACAAGAUCCUCUUGUAAUUCUGAGAUUAAUUGUCCCGUUUCGGUCGUCUUUAGUGAACACAGUGUGUUUUUGUCGUUGGGUGAUCUGAUGCUCUUAUAUCUUCAUGGAUCUUAUGCAUGUCCACAGUUUCUCAAAGCAUUUAAUAACAGAUCAGCACAACAACUACAACCUAAUAGAUCAGUUUGGCCUAACACUCGGCUCUGCUGAUUGGACAAAAGACUUCACAUCGCUUUAUUCCCUAAUCUGCUCUACAUGUAGCAGCAUUGCUAGCAGCAGUUCAGUGGGUGAAGACCUGCUUAUAAAAGCAGAACAGUUGUUGCUCAGUGGGUAUUUGAGAAGUCAACCUAAAUACAGCCUGUAGAUCCAUGAUAGGACAUGCAAUGCUGCAAAUAAUUUUCCAAAACUGUCCUGUAUGCCGAGUCUCAACUGAAGACUGAGGACAAAUGUCUGAUUCAGUUCACAUGAGGUCAUUAUCAGUUCUCAUGUCGAGUAGAAUACUUGAAUUUUAAUUGUUAUUUUAUUAUUGAACUGUUGUUUACUGCCAUCUUUAAUGUCUCUGUUAAAUUUAGUCAUCCAAUAAACCUGCAUAUUAAACAUUUUAAUACUAAAAUGAUGAUGUACAGUGCAAAGAAUGCAUGUAAUUUUGUGAUUGAAUUGUCCAAAUAGAGAAGUCUGUCUGUAUGUGACAGUACAUUUCAGACAGAGGAAAACAUUGCAGUUUAAAUCAUGGAUCAUGAUUGUGAUUAGAAAUCCAGAUCGCCCAGCCUUACUCCAAAGCUAGAAACCACAAAACCGGCCCAGAAUGUGUAGUUGAACCACUCACUCCAAAGUCAGUUUGCUUACAGACAGAGUGAAAGGUCUUCGCUCGUAACUGUCCGUCACAUUCACACGUCUCCAUGUAAUUCAGCUGAAUGAGCGCUCAGGUUUGUGUUGUGACGUUCACAUGGGUCAGUAACCUGAACCUGGACUGUCCAAACCUCCCUCAGACCUUCUCCCUGCAUCUUUACUCUUCAUUUAUAUUAAACCAUUGUUAAAUUCA